ACCGUCUGGGUGGACGUGUAAGCUGUGAUCGGCAACAGCAGCGGCUGAACCACGACAAAGCGGGGUGGAAAGGCCGACAAAAGACGCGCGCCGGCUAUUCAAGAUGAAACAAGCAGCAAGGGCCAACAGCGCGCGGAAUCGGUGGGGGCGGAUUUGAGGCGAUGGAGACGCAGCAGGUACAAUCCGAGGGCAGGAACGGAGGCGAUCAAAAGGACGAAUUCGCGGAGAUGCUGGAGGUGGUGGUGGUGUCGGUGAUGAUGAAGUGUGGUGGUGAUGCUGGUGGAGGAGAGGGAGGAGGAGGGACGUCAGACAGAGAAUGGAGUAGAGGUGAAGAAGGAAGACCAAGAAAUUCCGAAUUUGUUUGGUGAUGUGAUGUGCUGUGCAGGUGAGCGGUGGUGGUGGUGC
This is a messenger RNA of Dissoconium aciculare CBS 342.82, 405 nucleotides long. RefSeq lists its product as uncharacterized. The transcript is spliced from 2 exons. The record is from RefSeq and is a predicted model, not a curated record. The coding region runs from base 162 to 368 and encodes 68 amino acids. Lineage: Eukaryota; Fungi; Ascomycota; Dothideomycetes; Mycosphaerellales; Dissoconiaceae.